AUGGAAGAUUCAAUGGUGUAUUUGAUGGAAGAUUCAACGGUGGAUUCGAUGGAAGAUUUCAAUGGCGGAUUUGAUGGAAGAUUUCAACAGUGGAUUCGAUGGAAGAUUCAAUGGCGGAUUCGAUGGAAGAUUCAAUGGUGGAUUCGAUGGAAGAUUUCAACGGCGGAUUUGAUGGAAGAUUUCAACAUGUAUUUGAUGGAAGAUUCAACGGCGGAUUCGAUGGAAGAUUCAACGGUGGAUUCGAUGGAAGAUUUCAACGGCGGAUUUGAUGGAAGAUUUCAACAGUGGAUUCGAUGGAAGAUUCAACGGCGGAUUCGAUGGAAGAUUCAACGGUGGAUUCGAUGGAAGAUUUCAAUGGCGGAUUUGAUGGAAGAUUUCAACAGCGGAUUCGAUGGAAGAUUUAACAGCGGAUUCGAUGGAAGAUUUCAACAGUGUAUUCGAUGGAAGAUUCAACGGCGGAUUCGAUGGAAGAUUCAAUGGUGGAUUCGAUGGAAGAUUUCAACAGUGGAUUUGAUGGAAGAUUUCAACAGUGGAUUCGAUGGAAGAUUCAACGGCGGAUUCGAUGGAAGAUUUCAACAGUGUAUUUGA
Blastomyces dermatitidis ER-3 is the source of this 588-nucleotide messenger RNA. RefSeq lists its product as uncharacterized. Lineage: Eukaryota; Fungi; Ascomycota; Eurotiomycetes; Onygenales; Ajellomycetaceae. The transcript has 2 exons. The record is from RefSeq and is a predicted model, not a curated record. The coding region runs from base 1 to 588 and encodes 195 amino acids.